Archocentrus centrarchus (flier cichlid) is the source of this 7049-nucleotide messenger RNA. RefSeq lists its product as uncharacterized. The coding region runs from base 662 to 6634 and encodes 1990 amino acids. The transcript is spliced from 2 exons. Gene Ontology annotation, molecular function: nucleic acid binding. Gene Ontology annotation, biological process: DNA integration. Lineage: Eukaryota; Metazoa; Chordata; Actinopteri; Cichliformes; Cichlidae. The record is from RefSeq and is a predicted model, not a curated record.
CUUAUCGAUGUGGAAGUUGUGAUAUGUGUGUGAUUUCUAGCAAGAGGAGGGAAAGAUUUGAGAGGCUAAACUUUUAUUCAGUGGACAGCUCAGCUUUUGAGUAUGUUAGAAAACGCCUUGUUUUUGAUGAUAUUACACGUGCUAGGAGGACUCUUAGCCCUUCUCACAUGUGUAACCCGAAAAUCAUCAGUCAGACUACUAGAAAAUAAAAAUGGUGUGUGUGUGUGCGCGCAUUACAAUAAAUCUUUGGUUACAUAAAUAAAUAAUAUUAAAUCCAAUAUUCCUCUUUUUUUUCAGACAUUACAUGCAAUGAGGCAUCAUGUGUCUUAUCCCCACUGUGCUGGCAGUAAUUCUUCCCAGCCAGCAGGUGGUGGUGUUUUCAUGUUAAGUUGUUAUUGAACAGUAGAGUGAGUUUAGAAACACGUUUAAUGUCCGAUACAGGCAGUUUAUCAGUCCUCAUGUAAUCCUUCUUCAUCCUGUCUUGUUGUUCAGAGAAGGCACUGCUUGUAAGUUUUUUUUGUUAUUUUAUUACAUCUGAGACAACAUUGAGCUGUAUUUGUGGGCAUUUAUGUUGGAAAAGAUUGAUGUUUGUAAGGCUGAUUGUGACAUGUUAUUUACACAGUAUUAAGUAUUUGUACCCUUACUAUUUGUAUUCUAAAUCAUGUUUUUCAUCUUUAUUUGUAGUUUCACUCUUUUGGCAUUGAAAGCAACGUCCAUUAAAGUGACAUACGCCUGUCAAUCGUCUGAGAGUUUAUCUAUCUGCACAACUGUUACCUGGAAACACAGUGGGGGCAGAACAGUGAAAAAGCACAGAUCUACACAACAAGCAGUGAAUGUUUACGUCGAAGAUCUACUAUAUAAACUAAAGAUGUCUCAAAAAGCUGGAAAGGCUCCGUCAACUCGCUCUAGCAAGACACACCUGUCAAAUUCAAGUAAGUCGUCUGCAAGCAUGGCUGCUGUAAAUGCAAGGGCGAAAGCUGAAGCAGCUCGCACUAGAGCUGAAUUUGCUAAAAAGGAAAUCACAAUGAAAGUUAAGAAAGCAGAACUGGAAGCCACAUUACUGGUUCUGCAACACCAGUGUGAUGCAGAGGCAGCUCAUGCUGAGGCAAACGUUUAUGAGGCAGCUGCUAAUGAAGAAGAACAUAUGUCUCGACCAGAACAGCAAAAUGAUGAUUCUUUAGAACGCACUGGCAAUUACGUCAAAGAACAACUUGUCUUAAAAGGUAGUCUAACUCCAUUUGAUAUUCUAGAGUACAAUGAAGUACCUGCAGCCACGACAUUUUGUCAACCCAAACAAGAACCUGACCUUUCCGUAGACACUCUGAAAGACUAUGUUCUUCCAUCAAACAUUUCAACCAACCAUGAAGCUGUUCCUCAACUAUCCCAGCGUAAUCCUGUACUUAAAACGUCACCAAGCUUCAAACAUGAUGCCCAAUCAAAGGACCAAGUUAACAUGUCUGAUCUAACAAGGUUCCUGGCUAGAAGUGAGCUACUCACUGGAGGACUAAGGAAGUUUAGUGACAAACCAGGAGACUACUGGUCUUGGAAAUCCUCCUUUGAGAAUGCAAUCCGUAACUUACAUUUGUUUGCCAGUGAAGAACUGGACUUAUUGGUCAAAUGGCUAGGCCCAGAGUCCGUGAAGCACGCAGAGCGUCUAAGAGCAGUGCAUGUCAAUAAUCCUGAACAAGGGUUGCUUAAAGUUUGGGAUAGACUACAAGAAUGUUAUGGUUCUCCUGAAGCCUUAGAAAGGGCACUGUUGGAUCGGAUGCUACAAUUCCCCAAGAUCUCAAACAAAGAUCCACAUCUCCUGAGAGAACUUGCAGACCUUCUACUGGAGAUCGACUCAGCAAAGAGUGAAGGUUACAUACCAGGUCUACUCUACCUCGACACAGCAAGGGGAAUCCACCCUGUGGUCGAUAAGUUGCCUUUUGGAAUACAAGAAAAGUGGAUGAACCAUGGGACUAAAUACAAAGAAAAACAUUCUGUGUCAUUUCCACCAUUUUCUGUAUUUGCCAACUUUGUUUCUAGUGAAGCAAAAAUGCGCAAUGAUCCCAGUUUUAGACAUUCAGUCGAGCAACCACCAGCACCUGUCAAGAUGUUUAAAUAUCAGGAAAGGCACAGCAGGAAAGAACCCAUCUCAGUAAGUCGGACAGAAGUUGUAAACUCUCAACUAAAACCUUUAGCUGAGACAAAGAUUGUGGAUGUGGAUAAAGAAUGUCCCAUCCACAGAAAACCCCAUGCUCUGAAAAGAUGUAGAGCAUUCAGAGAAAUGCCCUUUGAGGAACGAAAGAUCUACCUUAAAAGGAACUCAAUAUGCUUCAGAUGUUGCGCCUCUACCAAUCACCAGGCAACGAAUUGUAGUACAGAGAUAAGCUGUGCAGAAUGCGGCAUCAACAGUCAUGUUUCAGCCCUUCAUCCUGGUCCAGCAGUUUGGGCAACAACAACAUCACCAGCUGUAAGGCAGCCAGUGGACGUUCACGGCGGGGAGCAAGAUCAAGCAUCACCUACCGCUACCUCUACCUGUACCCAGGUGUGUGGAAGUGAAAUCGAAAGUCAUUCUUGUGCCAAAAUCUGUCCAGUCUUCAUCUAUCCAAAGGGGUCUCCUGAGAAGAAGCUGAAAACAUAUGCAAUCUUGGAUGACCAAAGUAACAGGUCCCUUGCUAGAUCUUCAGUCUUCGAUGCCUUCAGUAUUACAAGGAGAUCUUAUCCUUACAUGCUGAAGACUUGUGCAGGAACAGAAGAAGUAAUGGGGAGAAGAGCUCACAGCUUCAUUGUGGAAUCAGUGGAUUGCCAGUCACAUCUGUUGCUAGAGACGCUCAUCGAGUGUGAUAUGCUUCCAGACAAUCGGAAUGAAAUUCCAACGCCUGAAGCUGCUCAACACCACUCCCACCUCCGGGACAUAGCUGCAGAAAUUCCCAAGCUGGAUCCAGACGCUAACAUCUCGCUUCUCAUAGGGAGAGAUGUUGUCCAAGCACAUAAGGUUAUUGACCAACGUAAUGGACCUCUAAACGCCCCAUUCGCUCAGAAGCUGGCUCUCGGAUGGGUCAUAGUUGGAGAUGUUUGCCUCGGCGGGGCACACAAACCCGACUAUGCAAGUGUCUUCAAAACCAAUUUUCUGGAUAAUGGUCGGCCCAGUCACUUUCUACCGUGUAAGAAUGCUAUUCAGGUGGCAGAAGGCUUUGACUCCCCAGUUCCUCAAAAGGUCAGUUUCCGCACAUCUGCAAAGACAAAAUGGUCAGACGUCACAGACAUUGGAGAAACAAUCUUUCAACAAACAAGCUCAGAUGAGAGACCUGGCUUCUCACAAGAAGAAAGGGCCUUUCUUCAGAUAAUGAACGAGGCAGUCUUUCAAGAUAGUUCAAAUAGUUGGGUCGCUCCACUACCCUUUCGUUCCCCUAGGCCAUGCCUUCCCAACAACAGGCAGCAAGCUAUACAGCGCCUUACUUCUGUUCGCCAUAUUCUGAAUAAACGUCCUAAAAUGAAAGAACACUUCCUACAAUUUAUGCAAACCAUACUUGAUAACGGCCACGCAGAAUUGGCUCCCCCUCUCAAAGAACAGGAGGAGUGCUGGUAUCUCCCUUUCUUUGGAGUUUAUCAUCCUCGCAAGUUAGACCAGAUUCGGAUUGUGUUUGACUCCAGUGCACGUCACGAUGGAUUGUCACUCAAUGACGUUCUUCUUACAGGCCCUAAUCUUAACAACAGUCUCUUAGGUGUUCUAAUGCGUCUCAGAGAAGAACAAGUGGCAGUGACCGCUGAUAUUAAGCAGAUGUUCCAUUGCUUUGUGGUCAGAGAGGACCAUCGGAACUUCUUACGAUUUCUUUGGCAUAAAAACAAUGACAUGGAACAACCGAUUGUGGAGUAUCGCAUGACUGUUCAUGUUUUUGGCAACAGUCCGUCGCCUGCAGUUGCAACCUAUGGGCUUCAUUGUGCAUCAGAAGACCAGGAGAAACAGGACAACACAACAAGACAUCUUGUAGAACGCCACUUCUACGUUGAUGAUGGCCUUGCCUCCUUUUCAUCGUGUGAUGAGGCAAUCUCCGUUGUCAAGAACGCUCAACAAACAUUGGCUGCAUCCAAUUUAAAGUUGCACAAGAUUGCAUCUAACGAUAUUAAUGUGAUGAAAGCAUUCCCCAAGGAGGACCUGGCAAAGGGCCUUAAAGAUCUCAACCUUGGAGCAGACCCUCCACCAAUGCAAAGCAGCCUCGGAAUAAGUUGGGACAUCAACACAGACGAGUUCACCUUUCAAGUCUCAAGUGAAGAGAAACCUUACACACGUAGAGGAGUGCUGUCAACUGUAAACAGUUUGUACGAUCCGCUUGGAUUCGCAGCCCCAGUGAGUAUUCAAGGUAGAGUUCUUCUAAGGGAGCUUUCAACUGAAACCAUCAACUGGGAUGACCCACUUCCAGACAAGAAACUACAGGAAUGGAGUGCAUGGAGGAACUCUCUAAAACAUCUUGAGCAAGUGAGGAUCCCUAGACAGUACACCUCCCUUUCCUUUCAUAAUGCCACAAACAGAGAAUUGUGCAUAUUCUGUGAUGCCUCUACUAAGGCAAUUGCUGCCGUGGCUUACGUCAAGAUUUCAGAUGCAGAAGGCAAAAGUGAACUUGGUUUCAUGUUUGGCAAAGCAAAACUUGCUCCACAAAAAGAAGUUACCAUCCCGAGGUUAGAACUUUGUGCAGCUGUCCUUGCCAUUGAGAUUGCUGACAUGAUAUCUGAGGAGAUUGAUGUUCCCUUCCACUCAACAAAGUUCUUUACCGACAGCAAGGUAGUUCUCGGCUACAUUCAGAAUGAGUCCAGGAGAUUCUACGUUUACGUCUGUAACCGGGUGCAAAGAAUAAGGAAGUCAUCUAAUCCAGACCAAUGGAACUACAUUCCUACAGAGUUCAAUCCAGCUGAUAUAGCUUCAAGAUCCAUCCCAGCUCAAGCCUUGGAGAACAGCAAGUGGAUCACAGGACCAGAUUUCCUACUGAGGCAAAACAGGCACACUGAACAAACCGAAACCUCUUUCAACCUAGUCGACCCUGAAUCCGACCCAGAGAUUCGUCCUACAGUAACCUGUUGUCUAACAGUACUAACAGACUCUUUCCUAGACCCAAGUCAUUUCGAGUCAUUUUCAUCGUGGAAGUCACUGUUGAGGGCCAUAGCUAGACUGGUUCACAUAGUCAGACUGUACAAGAAGGAGAAUCAAACGAGCAAAUGUCAAGGUUGGCAUAUGUGCAAAGACCUGAGCCCAGAUGAUUUUCUAACAGCAAAGCGUAUCAUUUUGAGCAGCCUUCAGCGCAAGAGCUACCCUGAAUUAUUUACAUGUAUUAGAGAUCGGAAGGAGAUCCCUAAACAUAGUCAUCUCAGGAAACUGUCACCCUACAUUGAUGACUCAGGUUGCCUCAGAGUAGGAGGUCGUCUUGCACAAGCCAAUCUCCAAAGCGAUGAAGCAAACCCAUAUAUUAUUCCUAGUCAUCAUCAUCUGACCACCCUUCUGGUACGUCACUAUCAUCAGCGUGUACAGCAUCAAGGACGUCUCUUUACAGAAGGUGCUGUGAGGUCAGCUGGCCUUUGGAUCAUUGGUGGAAAACGAUGCAUCAGCUCGGUUAUUUACCACUGUGUAAUCUGCCGUAAGUUGAGGCGGAAUACGGGAGAACAAAAGAUGGCAGACCUGCCAAUGGAUCGUACUGCAGUUGCUCCUCCAUUCACUUAUGUCGGAGUCGAUGUUUUUGGACCUUGGAUCGUAACUUCUCGGCGAACACGGGGAGGCUAUGCAAACAAUAAACGCUGGGCUGUUAUCUUCAGUUGUUUGAGUACUAGGGCCAUUCAUGUCGAGGUAAUGGAAUCCAUGGAGUCCUCAAGCUUCAUCAAUGCCUUUCGAAGAUUCAUUUCCAUCCGUGGACCGGUGAAGCAAUUGAGAUCCGACUGUGGAACUAACUUCCUAGGAGCAUGCAAGGAACUUGGCAUAACUCCAACACAUUGCAACAAUCAAGAAAUUCAGGAUUUCUUAAAUGAAAAUGAGUGUACAUGGAUUUUUAAUCCACCUCAUGCCUCACAUAUGGGAGGAAGUUGGGAGCGCAUGAUUGGCAUCACAAAGCGCAUAUUAGAUUCCAUGUUAUCAAGUACUCCAACUCAGCAUCUCACCCAUGAAGUGCUAGUUACCUUUCUAGCUGAGGUAACUGCCAUUGUGAACUCUCGACCUUUAACUCCAGUCUCUUCUGAUCCUGAUUGUCCCUUUAUUCUCACACCUGCUACCCUCCUUACCCAAAAGACUGGGGAUUCCUCUAUACCUCCUGGAGACUAUGAGAGUGGAGGUCUUUACAGACGGCAGUGGAGGCAGGUGCAACAUCUCUCGAAUGUUUUUUGGCAUCGUUGGAGGAGUCAAUACUUGCCUACCUUGCAACCGCGACGGAAGUGGCAAUCAGAGAAACCUAAUCUUCAAGUUGGAGAUCUUGUGCUUUUAAAGGACUGUCAAGCCAAGAGGAACCAGUGGCCCAUGGGUAUUGUGGUCAAUACCUUUCCUAGCCAAGAUGGACAUGUUAGGAAGCUUGAAAUAAAAAUCAGUUCUGGAGAUACUUGUAAGACCUUCUUGAGGCCAGUCACUGGAGUUGUUCUCCUUCUGAAAAACGCCUGCGGCAAGGACAGUAGUUAGACAUAAAGUGACAUGAUGUCAGGCGGGGAGUGUGCUGGCAGUAAUUCUUCCCAGCCAGCAGGUGGUGGUGUUUUCAUGUUAAGUUGUUAUUGAACAGUAGAGUGAGUUCAGAAACACGUUUAAUGGCCGAUACAGGCAGUUUAUCAGUCUUCAUGUAAUCCUUCUUCAUCCUGUCUUGUUGUUCAGAGAAGGCACUGCUUUUUCACUCUUUUGGCAUUGAAAGCAACGUCCAUUAAAGUGACAUACGCCUGUCAAUCGUCUGAGAGUUUAUCUAUCUGCACAACUGUUACCUGGAAACACAGUGGGGGCAGAACACCCACAUCUCAUACCACAUGUACAUACCCCUCCUAACUCGCCUCCUUUACUACCUUCUGCAUCUCAACAAUUACCUGACGAGGAUCUGACGGAGCGUGGU